Molecule: messenger RNA, 1758 nt
Organism: Pseudogymnoascus destructans
Lineage: Eukaryota; Fungi; Ascomycota; Leotiomycetes; Thelebolales; Thelebolaceae
Exons: 2
Coding region: 1-1758 (585 amino acids)
Biological process (GO): regulation of DNA-templated transcription
Molecular function (GO): DNA binding
Source: RefSeq, a predicted model, not a curated record
AUGACCAUCUUCACCCAACGACGGAGCGCUGCGAAGCCCGAAUCCACGAAGCCGCCACCAUCGUCGAAGCCUCGUGCUAAUCACCACAUGGACGACUACCUAUUUGAUGACAUUAAUUGGCCCGAGGAUGAUGAACUAGAAUCGUGUGAAAUUGAGGACCGCAGUCGUAGCAUUUUCUCGAACAGAGGCAGCGAACUUGAGCAGUGCCGCAACGCAUCCUCCUGGGGAGCCCAGGAAUCCGAGCACUCAUCUACUCCAUCUGCCACUUCUGGCGAGAACUGUGGCGGAGAGGAGAACGUGGAGCAGUACCCCACUGGCCGUAUUGGUUCUGGGGGAUGUCGGUUCUCGAAGGAGGCCCGUAGCAUCCUGAGGACUUGGUAUCAUGAGCAUCGAGAGAAUCCAUAUCCUACGAGCGAGGAAAAGGAUGAACUCGUUAACAUGAGCGGGCUGAAACGCUCGCAGAUAUCGCUGUGGCUGGCCAACACUCGCAGGAAGAACCGAGCACGUGCCAACCAGAAACAGGCAGCUGGUGCACCUACCAAACAGCGCUCGUUCGGAGAAAUGAACCCCCUUGAUCGAUGGAAGGUCACUCCUAUUGAACUCGAAGCCGUUUCUCCACCCGUUAUUUUGGCCGUUUGCGAGGACAAUCAGCUGAAGCUGUUCGAUCCUAUCGACGAAGAAUUUGACUACUAUCCUUCUGCUCUUUUUGGCCCCGAACAGGCCCGUUCGAAGCCUAAUAACUACGACGCUGCGCAUUCGAUUACAACCUUCUCUCACAAUGACUCCUACUUUGCCCAAUCGAUGGCUAGUUAUGAGACGGGAUUGACUAGCACCCUCGGGGGCUCGUCCCUUUCGGAUCAGACGUCCUUCUCGUACUCGUCGCUCAAGCUCCCAUACAGCCACAUCAGUGCCGGAGACCGUCGUCGCCGUAGGGUCAACCCAAGCAAGCCGCCAAAGCCAACUGCCAAAGCAAAGGCUCGCCCAUUUCAAUGCACGUUCUGCCCCGACCCUACAUUCACGACCAAACAUGACUGGCAGCGCCAUGAAAAGUCCCAGCAUUUGAGCCUGGAGACUUGGGUCUGUUGUCUCUCAGGUGGAAUCAUUGAUUCCGCAAUAGGCCCGCUCUGUGCAUUCUGCGAUCUUCCAAACCCAACGAAGCAGCACUUGGAGACGCACAACUUCUCCGCCUGCCAGAUGAAGGAACCGUCAGAGCGAACGUUCUAUCGUAAAGAUCAUUUUCAACAGCAUCUCCGGCUUACCCACGAGUGCAAGAUAAAUGCACGAAUGGAAGCCUGGAAGUCGGAAGUAAGCAACGUCAGGUCUCGCUGCGGCUUCUGCAGUGCUACUUUCACCACAUGGUCUGGUCGCGCGGAGCACCUUGCGUCACACUUCAAGUGUCGAGCGACGAUGAAGGAUUGGGUGGGGGACUGGGGAUUUGAACCGCACGUCGCUGCACUUGUGGAGAACGCACCUUCAGCAGCAUUGCUGCUUGAGCCUCUUGGUAGCUUCCACUCCACACCCAAGAUCUCUGCGUUUGAUGCUUCACACAUGCCUCCGCCACCACUAUUCUCGGAUAUGCCUGUGGUAGAUAUGUCUACGAACAACUACCAAUUCGGCGCUACGGAAUAUUAUGCUGCUCCAUUCAUAGAUUUCAAUACCAACGUUCACGUAGCGAACACUGCGAUGAACUUCCCCGAUACGGGAAUGAUGGGGUACGAUGCCACUGAUGCAGUUGACUGGGCGCAAUUCGCCCCCUGA